AUGCUUCCUCGCACUGACAUCCUCGUGUGCCAAGCAGGCUCCUGCCGCCGGGCGGGGUCGGAGGCCGUACUCGUCGAGAUCGAGGAGUUGACAAAAGGCAUUCAGAAUUGCAGAGUGAAUGCCGCCAACUGCCUCGGGGCAUGCGAUUCGGCUCCGAGCACACUGGUCUGGCGCGGCGGGAGGGAGCGGCUAUUCACCAAGAUCAACGAGACUGAGAAGAGUGUUCGCAUCGUUGAAGCCGCCACGGGGGUGAAACUGAAUUUGGAUGAUCCCGAGAUGUUGCAGCGCAUGGCCGUUGCCAGGCAAACACGGGUCCGCCAGCAAGCUUGUCUGGAGAGCAAGUGGAAUUUAGCCCUAGCCGGGAUGCGCGAACAGGUCAGCAACGCUUGCCAGAAGCGACGUCUGAAACUGCAGCUGGAGUUUGGUGAGCUCCUCCACAAAGCUGGCCUCUGGGAAGAGUCCUUGGAGCAACUGGCUCAAGUACAAAAAGCGGCCCCAUCGAACCUCGAAGUCAUCAUGGGGAACCUCGAAGUCAUCAUGACGCUGGCGCAGAUCUUCGCCAACCUGGGGCGAGCCGAGGAAAUCACGAAUCUCGAGAAUCAGGUGAAGCGCAUUUGCUGUGAUCCGGAGGAUGGUCGUCUGGAGAUCGAGCUGCUGUCUCGACUCAGCAAGUUCCAAACCGAAGCGGCGAGUAUAGCGAGCGCGCUCCCCGAUGCCCUUUGUGAUCGUCGAGUCGAGAGCUAUGCUGUCUGGCAUCUGGAGUCUGUGACUGUCGUUUCGAAGCACUCAGCCGUCUACCGCUUCAUCUCGAGGGACCGCAAGCGAGGCACCCCCAACCCUCGAGGGCGCGGAAGAAGUGUCUGGCCCAAGAUAUGGCACACAACCUUGCUGGCAACACUGGGUGCCAAUGCUGAAGGUCCUUUACCUUGGCUGGAGCGUGACUACACGCCAGUCAGCACGUCCCAGGAGUGGGAAAAAGGUCACUGUGACCUUCUCGUCAAAAUCUAUAGGGAUGGCAAGGCAACUUCAUGGUUGAGCCAGCAGCCAAUCGGCGGCAAAAUUUGGCUCUCGCACCCCAUGAGGACUGUAGGUGUUCCGAGCUUGGUAUCCGAGUUGAAUGAAGCUGCCUUCAGCCCUGCCAGCUAUCUCCUCAUCCUUGCUGGGACCGGCAUCGUGGUCGCUGAACAAGUCUUACACCAUACACAGGCAGGCAAGUGCUUUGGCCCCUCUCCAGCCAUCCGAUCCCCCAUUAGGCUCAUACACUCAUGCCGGUCAGACGACAUUCUCAUGACCUCCGAGCUACUGGGCUGGUGUAGCAGUGGCUUAGUAGCUGAGUGA
Molecule: messenger RNA, 1338 nt
Organism: Symbiodinium natans
Lineage: Eukaryota; Dinophyceae; Suessiales; Symbiodiniaceae
Source: the annotation of a GenBank genome assembly